This is a messenger RNA of Malus domestica (apple), 1434 nucleotides long. Its product is annotated as mitochondrial dicarboxylate/tricarboxylate transporter DTC-like. Gene Ontology annotation, molecular function: transmembrane transporter activity. NCBI's taxonomy places the organism in Eukaryota, Viridiplantae, Streptophyta, Magnoliopsida, Rosales, Rosaceae. The record is from RefSeq and is a predicted model, not a curated record.
AUAACCUUUUUGACAGAUCGGUUGAAAAUGGCCUUAGAAGGGAUUUAAGGCGGGAGAGAAGCACAGAGAGAGCAUCUGUGCGAACACCACAAAAGAUCAUGGAGGAGAAGCUGAGAUCAGCCAUUGGAAUCCCAAAAGACGUGCUCGUGAACAAGGAGCUGGGUCUGAUCAUGGAAGAACACCGCCAGAAGAGGAAGGACAAAGCCGACAUUGCUGAUCCCUCGAACCCCCUUUUCAUCUGUUCACGGUGGCGGCAGCAUUGGCCCUCUAUCAAACCCUUCCUCAACGGCGGAGCUAUCGGCGUUCUUGCGGGCUCCUGGGCUUCCCUUUACUACUCCAAGAGCUGUAUGUAUGCUCAGUGUCGCCAGAUUCCGAUGCUCCACGGUUAUACCAAGAUUCUUCCCGGGGCGAUUUACAUUCAUGUGUUGACGGUGAGCCAGCAAUUGGGAUUGUAUGAGAUUUUGAGAAAUAAAGCAAUUGCUACCAACAAGGGAAUGCCACCCACUCUUUGUCAAGAGGCUGCUUGUGGGUUGGCUGUUGGAGCAACUGGAGCAUUGAUCAAUUUUCCAUUAUACUCUGGGUAUCUUGGGUAUAAUUGUCAUCAAUCAACCGAACGAUUUCCUAUUUACAGAUACGUAUUUUCAUUUGUCCGUACUAUGGCAACCCAGAGAGCUUUGUUUCGAGAAAUGUGGAAUUAUGUUGGUCCUUUUCUGAAGAGGAAGAUGUGGUUGGACAUGGGCAUGCUCGCAUCAUAUAAUCCAAGCCUUGAUUAUCUCAGGGAGUCUUGUGGUUUUAGUGAAGCAAAAGCACAAUUGGGUGCAAGUGCUUUGUCAGCAUUCUUUGCUGCAGCAUGCAGUUUACCCUCAAAACACAUUCGCAUAGUCAGACAAGAAACUGGAUAUGCUAGCUCUCUGGAUUGUGCCCUUGCAAUUCUAAAAUCAAGAGGUCCUCUUGGCUUCUUUACUGGAUUCCCCACAUGUUUUAGCCGUGUUGCACUUCCUAUCAUGACUACAUGGUUUGUCUUGGAAAAGAUUCGGAAUCUCGAGAUAUCAAUUGGACUGUAGCAAAUCUGGAAGUCUGCGGUGAGAUCUCAAGUCAGUUAGGCUAGUCUGCAUCAAUGGUUGUCCACUCUUGGAAUUACAUUUAGGAUUUCUGCCUACUUAAGCCUCACCAUUUGUCUAUUUCCUUUUGAUUUCAUAUUUUGUUUCCCCUUUGUUUUGUGAAUAUGUUGGGGAAAUGUUAUGCAAUACGGAUACCAUUAACAACGAAACGGUUUGUGACUCUUUCCCUUACUUCGCUUGUAGAAUCGAACUGGAUUUUAAUCCCCUUUCGUCUAAUUUAACCAACUUUUGGUUUAGUGGUGUUUCCUCCUCUUUGGUUGGUUUUAUGUACAACGAUUUUGGAGUUUGGUUUUAUAUAAUAGUUGAAACCCUA